UUAUACAUUGGCAUGUUUUCCAUCAUGUAUUGCCAUGCAUUGCAUGAUGCAUUAUUAUGCUUCGCAUUGCGCUUUAUCCCUUUGCGCGUGUGACUCUAUAAAUUAGGAUGAAUACCAUUAUGCAGUUCCAAGUAUCGCAUUAUGUGUUAUAAUAUUUUCCAUAAUGUAAUUGUUUGACACUGUAUGAAUAUUUAAUGGCAGUGGUUGUCGAGGCAGGGGCAGUGGUGGUAUGGGAGCUGCCGACAGGGACAGUGGCAGAAGGGGUGCCACCGGUAGGGACAGUGGAGGUAGGGGCAUUGCCAUUAUCAGCGAUGGUGGCGGUGACAACCAAAACAAGGAUGCUGCAAGUGGGAAAGUGGCGGAAGGAGCGCAUUUGGCGGGGAUAUUGGAGUCAGUGGUGCUACUGCCAGCAGCGGUUGUGGCGAUGGCAACAGUGGCAAUGGCGGCAGGAUGGGCGGCAACGACGACAGCGACAGUGCAAGUGCUAGAGGAAGUGGCAACAACAUAUGAGAAGAUCAACAAGGAAGAAACCUUCAGUCGACUGUGGUCGUCUCAAGGAAACGAAAGAGAUCAGCUGGAAGGAAAUGAAAAGAAUUUUGAAGCUGAUUUGAAGCAACCUUUGAAGCCCUGGGCUUCACCCUUAUUUCCAGUGCUCUCAUCGUCCAAUUUACAAGUUGGAGCUCAAAUACGCCUCACAACAAUGGCAGUGAGGCUAUUGUCUCUGCCAUUUUCCACUUCUACCGCUCCCCAAUCGAAGCUCGCGCAGUUCUCAGGCUUCAAAUCGGCAUCGUAUAUUCAAUCUUUCCCUAAACGGCCGGAUAAUUCAGGGCGGAGAAGGUCGUAUUUUGCCGUUAGGGCGUGCGGGAAACCAGAGGAGAAUAAUGUUUCCGAGGGGGAGAACCGAUGGGGGAAGGUCUCCGCCGUGCUGUUUGAUAUGGACGGUGUGCUUUGUAAUAGCGAGGAUCCUUCUAGACGGGCAGCCGUGGACGUUUUCGCGGAAAUGGGGAUUCAGGUCACCGUUGAAGACUUUACACCCUUUACUGGCAUGGGGGAAGUGAACUUCUUAGGCGGUGUUGCUAAAGUGAAGGGCAUUAAGGGAUUCAAUCCUGAUGCAUCAAAGAAGAGAUUUUUUGAAAUAUACCUAGAUAAGUAUGCAAAACCAAGUUCUGGCAUUGGUUUCCCUGGCGCCUUUGAGCUCGUCACACAGUGUAAAAGCAAAGGUCUCAAAGUUGCUGUUGCCUCAAGUGCUGAUCGCAUCAAGGUUGAUGCAAACUUAACAGCUGCUGGUUUGUCAUUGUCAAUGUUUGAUGCAAUUGUCUCUGCUGAUGCAUUCGAGAAUUUGAAACCUGCCCCAGAUAUUUUUUUGGCCGCAUCAAAGAUUUUGAAUGUGCCCCCUAGUGAGUGUGUUGUGAUUGAAGAUGCAUUAGCUGGCAUACGAGCUGCCAAAGCAGCAAAAAUGAGAUGCAUAGCUGUGGCUACAACAUUAGCAGAAAGUAUUUUAGAAGCAGCAGCUCCAUCUCUCAUCAGAAAGGGGAUAUACAAUAUCUCACUUGAUGAUAUUCUCAGUGGUGGAUCUGGUUCCAAUAGUAUGCAGUUUUAAAAUCAACGAGAAAUGUCAUUUGUACCAUUCAUGAUACUCCUGUCCCACAAAACAUUUCCAGCUUGAAAAAGGCGGGCUUUAAAAAUGUGUAAUUUUGAUGUUAUUGUCUAAUUUUGCCCUUACUUUAUAAUAUGGUGGGAUAUGAUGUGUUAUAUGUAGGAUAGAAAAUUAGAAAUUAGCAGAUAACAUCAAAAUUGUACAUUUUAAAACACGCCUUUUUUCUAACUGGAAAUGUUUUGUGGGAUAGAGGGAGUAUUAAUGAAACUGGUGUAUGUCAAUUUCAUGAAUAACUUAACCUUGUAAUUGAUUCCUUGUUAACUAAAGGGGGGUUUCCUCUUUUCGACACAAACAAUUUGCUUGUGCAAUCUAUUGACUUUUUAUCAG
Molecule: messenger RNA, 1984 nt
Organism: Cuscuta campestris
Lineage: Eukaryota; Viridiplantae; Streptophyta; Magnoliopsida; Solanales; Convolvulaceae
Source: the annotation of a GenBank genome assembly